CUCAUUGAUAAUUUUGAUUUUUUGUUUCUGUUUGACGUGAGGAUUUUGAAUAUUGCUAUUUCACUCGUAUGCUACAUCUUUAUCAGCAACUGGACUAUUGCUGAAAUUGUCAAAAUAUUGAGCCAGAUUCUUUAUACGCAGAUAUUUUAAUAACAUAUGACUGAAAAAUGACAAUUAUUAAUAGUUCCAAACGAAACGUUACCUUUAUUAAACAUACAUGAAUAUUAGUAGAAACAAAUCGCCGCACACCUUUAAGCCUAUCGAGUGAAAUUGUGUCCACGGUUUUGUAAUAAUUUACGUAAAAUUGUGGCAGUCAAUAUACGGUUUCGUACAACGUAACGUCAUGUUUAUUGACUGAUGGCCGACAAUUUGCUGACAAAUUGUCAUUUCUUUUUAAUGAAUAAAUAUUUUUUUACGCAGACUGACGAGUGAAUUCAAGGCUUUUUUAAGGUUCUGCAUCUCUCAUAAAAAACCUCGUCAUGGCUUCGAGCGAGGUGACGAAGCUUCAGCAGCACCUGGCGCUGCUAAAGGAAGAGUAUGGGAAGCUGCAAAGCCAUUGCGCUGAGGUGGAGCGCAAGUAUACGCUGGCUGCUGCGUCGGCCGGUGACCUGAGCGAGACGAGCUUUGUGGCGCGCCUGCUGAUGACAGUGGCCACUUUGUAUGGCAGGGAGACAUACUCUGAUAUUACUAUCAAGCUGCAGAGCAAGUCCAUGCCUGGUCAUAAGUUCGUACUGAAUGCACGCUCUGAUGACUGGAAUGAGGAAGCCCUUAAAAAUCUAGAAGAAUUAGAUUGGACUACCCUCCCUGAUGAGAUAGGUGCUGCUCUUCUUAAAUGGUUAUACACAGAUGUGGUUGACUUGUCCCGAGGAGAUUCCUUUGCUCUUCAAUUGAUGAAAUCAGCAGCAGGCUUCAAGCUCCAUGGUUUAGUUGGAAAGUGUGAACAAGCCCUUAUAGCGACUGUUGGAGUUAGAUCCUGUGUAAAGUUUUAUUCAGCUGCUGAUGAGAUUGGUGCAUCAGCUCUGAAGGAGCACUGCUCAGGACUUAUAUCGGCCCAUUGGGAUGAUCUUACAGGUGAGGACUUCGCGCACAUGUCGUCGGCGCUCCUGUACCGAAUGCUGAAGAGUAAGACCUCGCAGCCGCUGCACGGCGCCGUGCGAUUGCUGCGGGAAGAUGUCGUGUUCCUGUGCCUCGUCGAGAACCACGCCAACUUAACAGACAUAGUGAACGCUAUGUCGACGCGCGGCGAGCUGCCUCUAGAGUUGGCUCUCCGGGGGCGAAGCUCCUCGAUAGCCACGACAUUGCUGCAGCACUGCGCGGAUGCCGAUGCGAGGGGCCCGCGUGGUCGCACUCUGCUGCACCGCGCCGUCGACUCCAGAGACGCCUUCUCCGCCAAAUUCCUCGUCGAUAAUGGCGCUGAUCCUAAUCUAACCACCAAAGAAGAGGGUGACACUGCGCUACAUUUGAUAGCAUCACUCACGUCCAGUUCAUGUGACGAAGAAACCAUGGAGCAGAUGGCUGAAAUCGCUGAAGUGAUGGUACAAAAAGGAGCUGAUAUCAACAGACAAAAUAGAAAGGGAUACACUCCCCUACAUCAAGCAGUGAUAGCUAGAAACCAAAGGAUAUUCGACAUACUUCUCAAGCAGCCAACGUUAGAUACCAAUUUACGGACUUUAAGUGACGAGCAUCCGCCUCUGUACUACGCACUAGUGGACGACAGGAGGGCGUCUAUAUCCUCCAGCGAGACUUUAGUAAUGAAUGGUUCCAACCCCUUCGAUACGCCAGUAACGAAUAAAAACGCCUUCACCGAAGACCCUGUGGAGGGCAAAACAGAAAGUGUAGUUGAGAGAGGGUUCGCAGCCAAACUAUUGGAGAAAGGUUGUCAGCCGAACCCGCUGUAUUCGGGGGCUGGAGACAGUCUAUUACAUAUUCUUGCUCAAGGAUGGUUCGAGGAAUCAGCAGUGUUCUUGGUGUCUCACCUGAACGGUGAGUUGAACCACAGUAACGAGGCAGGCAUGAGUGCGCUCCACGCGGCCUGCGCUAACGGACUCGCGCGACUGACUGCCACUCUGCUGGAACAUGGUGCCAGGCCUAACUUGCAGACUGCGUAUGGAGAGCAAGAGGACACUGUCUAUAGACAAACGCCGCUACACUUGGCAGUACUGAACAACCACGAGGGAGCAGUACUGGCCAUCAUAGAACAUAAGAAGCUGAUAGAGAAGGGCGACAUGCCCGCCACCGACCGCAGUAACACUAGCCUUACACCCAACCUUAACUUGAAGAACUCUGAAGGAGACACACCGGUCAGCUUGGCGCUCACUGAAGGUCACAAAAACUUAGUGGCGCCGUUGAUCGAAGGCGGUGCGGACCCUAACAUUAGGAAUGGCAAAGGAUUCACACUGUUACAUCAAGCUAUUGUAGAAGAGGACUCUAGAACAGCUAUAUACCUGCUCGACCAUGGAGCUGAUAUGAAUGCACUCACGGAGGCAGGCGAGACUCCCCUGCAGCUAGCGAUCCACUGCCGGCUGGGGCUGGUCGUGGAGGCGCUGUGUGUGCGCGGCGUGGACAUGAGUCGACUCGACGCCAACGGGGUGCCGCCACUAUGGGCCGCGCUCGACUCCGGCCAGGAGGAAGUCGCUAGCAUCCUGGUGAGAAACGGUGCGGACGCAGACUGUUGGGGACCAGGCCCUGAUGGAUGCAUACAGACGUUGUUACACAAAGCAAUAGACGAGAACAAGGAGUCGCUAGCGAUGUUCCUGAUCCGGUCGGGGUGCGACGUGGAGUCCCCGCGCCGGCUGGGUCCGGCCGGCGAGGGCGCUGAGGUCGCCAACGAGAAACAUUCCCCACUACAUCUCUGUUGUACUUGGGGACUUACUGAUGUUAUACAGACCCUCUUAGAACAUGGCGCAAACAUAAACUCUAAGGACGCGGAAGGCAAGACGCCCCUUCAUAUAGCGAUUGAGAACCAACACGCCGGUAUCAUCACACUGCUACUGUCACAACCCGGAAUCGAACUGUCCGCAAGGGAUAACAAGGGAGUGUCGCCCUUCGCGGCCGCGCUUACAGCCAGGAACAAUAAGGCAGCUCAAGCUAUAUUGGAGAAGAAUCCUUCAGCUGCUGAACAGGUGGACAAAAAAGGUCGUAACUUCCUCCACGUGGCGAUACAAACAUGCGACGUGGAGAGCGUGAUGUUCCUCCUGUCGGUGGAGGUGGACGUCAACUCGCGCGUCCAGGACGCGACACUAGCGCCACCACUCCACCUCGCGGCCGCCACCGGACACGAGGUGCUGCUGCGGAGUCUGCUACUGGCUGGGGCCCGGCCUAACGACAGGGAUGCGCACAAACGCACCGCGCUGCACGUGGCGGCGGGCGCGGGCCACGAGGCCAUGGUGAGCGCGCUGGUGUCGGGCGGCGCGGAGUGGGCCGCCGUGGACGCGGCCGGCGACAACGCGCUGCACGUGGCCGCGCGCGACGGACACGCCGCCGCCGCGCGCGCCCUGCUCGCCGACACCGACAUCGACGCCGCCGCUACCAACCUCAAGGGUAGAAACCCAUUGCACGAAUUAUGCUGGUGUAAAAAGGACAACGCAGCGACAAUCUGCGAAAUAUUCCUUGAAUUUAUGCCUGACUACCCAAUCAACAGGACUGAUUUACAGGGUAACACUCCGCUCCUAUUAGCAUACAUGAACGGUCAGGGCGCGAUGUGCAGAGUCCUAGUGCGGGCCGGUGCAUGUCUAGCGCAAGAGAAUAAAGAAGGAAUAUCUAUAUUCAAUUACCAAGUGGCUACGAAACAGUUACUGCAUCGCCUUCUAGACGUGUUGCCGGCCGAGGCGCCCUGGGCGGAGAGCGAUCUGUGCCAAGAGUGCGGCACUAAGUUCACGCUCACCAUGAGGAAACACCACUGUCGUCAUUGCGGCCGCAUGCUCUGUAACAAGUGUUCCAGUCAAGAUGUACCGAUCCUCAAGUUCGGUAUGAACAAGCCACAGCGGGUCUGCGAGAUCUGCUUCAACGUGCUGCAGGUCGGCGCGAGUUAGUGACUGGAACGUACGGCAGCCGAACAUUUCGUACAGCGUCUGUGCGUUGAUCCGAUCUCUAUUGCUCCCUUCGACUUAUUGACGCGCGUGUUCGUUGGCCACAUUUCAUCACAAGAGCAAAUGUAUUCAAUGUAACUCGUGCGAUCACGUCGGCUAUCCUGGUACAUGUCGGUUCUGUAAGAGAACCCACAUGUUUAACAAUCAGUGGUAUAUAGUACCUACUCUACAAUCUACCCGAGUCAUCUAAUUAUAAAAGGAUUUUAUAAAUUAUAUUGCAGUCAUAGGACCGUGACUACAAUAGCUCUUAUAUCGUUAGCCUACAGAGGCUAGACCGUUUCUCCCAGCUUCUAGUUGGUAACUUAUAUAAUUUCCCAAUAUUGUAAAUCUUAGUAUUUAACUGUAUGUAUAAAUAUUUACAUAAUGCCUACGCCUUUUGACUCAAUAAAUGACAUUUAACGUAAGUCACAGACAGCGUGAUUUCUUGUCUGUUAAGGUUUAGAUAGCAAUAUGUUAUUUUGUACUAAAACAUUGAUAUGAUGUUCAAUGUGAUUUAGUUAAGCUUGAAAGGUCACAGUUAAAGUUCGGAGUAUACUAUGUAAUGCCUAGAAUGUAAUUUUUACAAGCCAAGAGCGCGUCCAUUAGUUGAUAAUAUAACGAGAACAUAAAUUUGCUUAUAAUAGUGCCUCUACACUUAUUACACGACACAUGUUUAGGCUUCUUUUACUAAAUUAUACCAAAGUUUUCUAUGCUUUCGUUUCCGACAUUUCUAGCUUUAAUAAUUAUAAUAUUGAUUUAUAUUAUAUUGUUAAAUAUUAUUGUUUAAAUUUUAUAUAUGUCACACA
Molecule: messenger RNA, 4873 nt
Organism: Spodoptera litura
Lineage: Eukaryota; Metazoa; Arthropoda; Insecta; Lepidoptera; Noctuidae
Product: ankyrin repeat and FYVE domain-containing protein 1
Molecular function (GO): metal ion binding; protein binding
Source: RefSeq, a predicted model, not a curated record